Haemonchus placei is the source of this 648-nucleotide messenger RNA. The record is from the annotation of a GenBank genome assembly. Lineage: Eukaryota; Metazoa; Nematoda; Chromadorea; Rhabditida; Trichostrongylidae.
AUGGCAGCCGGGGCCAUUCUGAAAACGACGGGGGCCGUCAUUGCUAUUUCAACAGCCAUUUUUAUCGGCGUAGGGCUGUACUACAUGCUAACUGGCCAAGGCCACAGAUUUGACAUUGGAUGGUUCCUAACUAGCACUUCACCCCAUAUGUGGGCCGGCUUGGGAAUAGGCUUCUCUCUAUCUUUGUCUGUUCUCGGAGCUGGCUGGGGUAUCUUCACAACUGGCUCUUCUAUCCUGGGUGGUGGAGUGAAGGCUCCCAGAAUUCGUACGAAGAACUUGGUCUCGAUCAUUUUCUGUGAGGCGGUAGCUAUUUUCGGUAUUAUCAUGGCCUUCGUCUUCGUCGGAAAGAUGGCUGAAUUCAAACGUGAAGAGCUCGACCUCUCGCAGCCUGACCAAGUGGCUAUUCUUGCACGCAAUCUUGCAGCUGGAUACAUGAUAUUCGGCGGUGGCCUAACUGUUGGCUUCAGCAAUCUUGUAUGCGGCCUAGCCGUAGGUAUUGUUGGGUCUGGUGCCGCUAUUGCUGAUGCUGCAAAUCCCGCUCUCUUUGUAAAAAUUCUUAUCAUAGAAAUUUUUGCAUCUGCCAUUGGUCUUUUUGGAAUGAUCAUUGGCAUUGUACAGACUAACAAGGCAACGAUGGGAAACAAGUGA